GCCAAUCGAAUGCGUCAGAGCGUACGCCGGAAAACCCCCGCUAGCCAAUGAGCAGCUAGAUCCGGCAGCAAGUUCAGGUGUGCGGCGUUCAGCCUCUCUCCUCUUUGUGAUCAACGCUGCGUGUGUUACUGGAGCGAAUUAAAUACUCUUAUAAAAGAUGCAAGGAAACAGAGGACCCCGUUCAGAGCAGCAGAAUCACGGCCCACCCCGACAGCAGCCCAACCCCCAGCAGGAACAGCAGAGGAAGCCCCCAGGAGCCGACAGCAAUGGACAGCACACUGAUGCUGGAGAGCAGAGCAGCCCGAAUGCUGCUUUCACUAUAGACCUGCAGAACUUCAAGAAGCCAGGCGAGAAGACCUACACGCAGAGGAGCAGGCUGUUUGUGGGGAACCUGCCCACUGGAACCUCAGAGGAGGAUGUGGAGAAGCUCUUCUCCAAGUAUGGAAAACCUUCUGAGAUUUUCAUCAACAAGGAAAGAGGCUUCGGCUUCAUCAGGCUGGAAACAAAGACUCUUGCAGACAUAGCGAAAGCAGAACUGGAUGACACUGUGUUCAAAGGUCGCCAGAUCCGUGUGCGUUUUGCCACUCACGGAGCUUCGCUGAUGGUCAAGAACCUGCCUCAGUUUGUGUCCAACGAGCUCCUGGAGGAGGCCUUCGCCAUGUUCGGUCCGAUCGAACGGGCCAUUGUCAUCGUCGAUGAUCGUGGCAGGCCAACUGGGAAGGGCAUUGUGGAGUUUGCCAACAAACCCUCUGCCAGGAAAGCUCUGGACCGUUGUGGAGAUGGAGCCUUUCUUCUCACCACUUUCCCCAGGCCUGUUACCGUUGAGCCGAUGGAGCAGCUUGAUGAGGAUGAAGGACUUCCUGAGAGACUUAUUAACAAAAACCCACUAUAUCACAAAGAACGCGAGCAGCCGCCCCGGUUCGCUCAGCCAGGCUCGUUUGAGUACGAGUAUGCUAUGCGCUGGAAGGCCUUAAUGGAAAUGGAAAAGCAGCAGUUUGAACAAGUUGAUCGAAACAUCAAAGAGGCCCAAGAGAAGCUGGAGACUGAAAUGGAAGCAGCACGACAUGAGCACCAAGUCAUGUUGAUGAGACAAGAUCUCCUGCGCAGACAGGAAGAGUUGAGGAGAAUGGAGGAGGCUCAUAGCCAGGAGGUGCAGAAACGGAAACAGAUGGAGCUGCGUCAGGAGGAGGAGCGGCGGAGGAGAGAGGAGGAGCUCCGUGCUCACUCUGAGGACCUGAUGAGGAGACAGCAGGGGCAGGGAGGCAACUUCUCUGAGAAAAGAGAUCCAGACAUGAGGAUGCAUAUGGGAGGUCAGGGAAUGGCCAUGAACAGGAACCCGAUGGGUGGAAAUACCACAACAGCAGGGGCUGCCAGCUUGGCUUCCAGUGAGGGGGCUGCCGGUAAUCCAGGUUGUCCCCAACAAACCCCCCAUAUUCCUAGACCACCAGCCAAAACUGUUACAGAGAAGGAAAGAUAA
Messenger RNA from Cyprinus carpio (common carp), 1477 nucleotides. RefSeq names its product non-POU domain containing, octamer-binding (gene nono). Gene Ontology annotation, cellular component: nucleus. The record is from RefSeq and is a predicted model, not a curated record. Gene Ontology annotation, biological process: regulation of DNA-templated transcription. Gene Ontology annotation, molecular function: RNA binding. Lineage: Eukaryota; Metazoa; Chordata; Actinopteri; Cypriniformes; Cyprinidae.